AUGGGCGAGCUGAAGCGAGUCAGCCGUAGCCAGCUGGCUCAAACUUCUCCUCGCAAGCGCGCUGCCCAGGCGUCUUUACAACGACUGCCGAAAUCAUGGAUUCUGACCUUCAUCCAGCAGGAUCUCAAUACUACAAGCUACAAGGAGCUAGCAGUGAUCAGGAAGCAGAAAUGUCUGUCUGCUCAAAUAGUGAUCCUCCAGACCAAGUUGAAACAACUCAACAGGGUGGACGGCUUCCAUUGGAGCCUCGCGUUUACAGGAAGUAUAGUCCCACAUCAUCUGAUGCCAAGCAUGCUGUUAACGACCUGCACUAGCAAGGCAGGUAUGCGAUUCGUGAGUCGUGAAAGACAGAUCAUCAAGUCGCGAUGCAAGCCAAACUCAGCAUUUCGGCUGACUUCUCCGAUCAGCACCUUCCGACAAAAGAGCGAUGGCACGGUCGAAAGACGAAGACUGGUAAGAGGCCAUAUAUUAGACUACAUACGACCAGGCGUACCGGCACAUAUCAAAGCCGAAAAUUUCGAUUAUUUUCCAAUUGUGUCAUUGGUCCCAUUCGAUAAUCGCGUUCCGCUGGCAAUUGAUCUCCCUUGGGUCUGGGAGUACGAGAAGGGUCGCAUGCAGAGGGAAGAGGUUACCAUUGAUGACACUCGGGCUCUGGAGAACUUACAGCAACGGAUACGCAGCUUGAAAGAGUUUGACACUGAGCUAAGGCAGAACGGUGGGGACUUUUUUAUCAUGGACGAUAGGGCAAUGUUGGAAGAAGAGGGCCAUCGACAGGAUAUAUAUCGAGGACCUAAUGAUUAUACCCAUGAGUCUUACCUUUCAUAUGACAGGCGUCCAGACCCCGACGUCUCGGGCGCUGGAGCCUUUCUAGCACCAUGGCAAAGAUUGAUAUUCUGCAAAGGUCUCUCGACCGCGGCCAAUCCGGACAGCCCUCUGUUUCAGAACGGUCAAUUUGUCGCGCUUCCCUACAUUGCCUUGGAUGAUGUCAAUCCACUUCCAAAAUAUUUGCGUCCUCUAGCCCGCGACCUAACAAGGGAUGCUAUUACGGAAGCUGUGAAGCUUCAUCUGAAUUGCUCCAGAAGAGUAGUCGGCCAAUUGAAUAACCCCUACAUGGACGCCUCCAGCUGCUUUCACAUCAGCUUUUACGAAAUGAUCAACUUCUGUGAAAAGGAGUCCUGGAAAAUAGGUCACAUGUACACAAAACUAGACGCCCUUCCUGGCAGAAAGGCUCCUCUUUUUCGCCGAAGUGCGUUCACCACACUUGUUGUCAUCGAGGACCGCUACACUGACGCUGAGCUUUCUCGUCGUCCAACGUAUACACCUCGAUUCGGAACGAUGCUGGUAUUGUGCCCGUCCGGUUCCUUCGUGCGCCCACUCAAAUAUUAUGUGGGUCAGGGCGAACAUGCUGUCAAUUGGGAAGAAGUUCUAAGCUGCAGGAGCAUCCAAAUCUGUGAGCUGGCGGUCAUCCGAGAAGUGUACUCCUUGCUCACACGUCGAUGGCUUCAGUUAAAAGAAUAUCUGGCAGAGCUUCUCCAGGAAGAUUUCAUGGAGCCGGAUAUCUAUACAAAGCUUAUCUUCGAUGAUGACAGGCUAUCGAGAUCAAAGAUGUACUUCUGGAUGCUGGCUUGUCUGCAGGAGUUCAACGUCAGCAUCACAGAUAAUGUCAACCACUGGGAGCUGUACCGACAAGCCCGAGUUGACAAUUUUACAAAAUCGGACGCCGUGGAUCCAAAGCCGAUGAUAUACGAAGUGGAUUCAUUUUGUGGAGUUCUUAAAGAAAUCAAGGUUCAAAUGGACGAGCUGGCCGCUGCUGUCCGAGCUCGCCGAGAUGGUCUUUUCAAUGCAAGUGCGUUGGGCGAGAGUAUGAACUCCACUCGCCUGGGGCAAAACGUGAAGCUUCUCACAUACGUCAGUAUCUUCUAUCUCCCACUGGCAUUUUGCGCAGCGCUAUGGGCAAUCCCCAAUAUUGAUCAGAAAGGAACCAAGACCGCCUUCAGCAUCACCGCGGUGGUGACGGGGUUGGUCAAUUACCUCCUGGUCGCCAAUCUGGAGAAUGUUGUCUAUUCUCUACAAAGCAUCUAUAACUCCUGGAGGAGAAAGCUGGUGCAGCAAAUGAAAGAUGAUCCCGCCAUUCACUGGAAAGUUCAUGGCCAGCGUCUGGAAGAGUCAUUGCCAGACCGGAGAAUGGGUCCCUCAGAGUGGACGCUUUGGUGGUAUCAGAUCAUCAAGCCUUUCCGGAGACAUUCGAGGAAGGUAGAGGAUUCUGAGGAGCUCGAGGUUUCAUCAAGUUUCUCAGAAAUCGAGUCCGGUUCAACUGGGGAUGUAUGA
Molecule: messenger RNA, 2328 nt
Organism: Aspergillus pseudoviridinutans
Lineage: Eukaryota; Fungi; Ascomycota; Eurotiomycetes; Eurotiales; Aspergillaceae
Exons: 2
Coding region: 1-2328 (775 amino acids)
Source: RefSeq, a predicted model, not a curated record